AUGGCUGCAGCUUUAGAGUGCUGGUCGAGCCGAGCCAGCACGGACGAGGACAUGGUGGAGCAAGUAGUCUUAAUGAAAACGCACCACCGAUCCGAAGCUUCACCGGAGACCGCAAAUUCCGCCACUACAACUGGUGAUGGUAUUAAAGAAUCCUCCGCAAUGCAGAAGCGGCUGCAGAGGCUAAGCCGCAACGUGUCUGAAGCCAUUGCCUCGCUCAAGAAUUCCCUCAACCUCGACUCUGCCCGCCAGCCCGCGUUUUCAGCACAAUGGGGUGGACCCGAAAGCUGCCGAAAACAGAUUUGGGCAAAUGUUGUGCGAAGCUUAACUCAAGUUUAUCCAUGUAGUCAGCUCCCACAAAAGCUCGUUAACAAUAUUCGCAAACAUUACGAUUCUUUACCAAUAAGCUAUGCACAAGCUGGAUUCGAGAUGAAGGAUGUAUUUCUGCAUAUGAAAUUGAUCGAGCAAGCGAUAAAGGAGGACCAUCCAGCGAUAACGAUACAAGAAGUGUCUGUUAACGAAGUUAGUGGUUCAGUUGUAUUUAAGCUGAUAUUUGCUUCUAAAUCUUCAAUUUCAUGGCCAGCAAUGUCAGGGGCGCUUGAUAAUGCUUCAAUUUGUUGCAAGAAAGUUCAGAUAUUUGAGAGGAAGGAUUUCACUUUGGGAAUUGUUAUACUUUUGGUUCAUUCUGGGCUACAAAAGUUGUUCAAAACGCGGAUAGAAAAUGCACUCAAAUUGUUUCUAAAGAAAGCUAAAGGUACUACCAUGAAGCUCCCAUUUAGGCUUUGCGGCAGUCAGAAGGAGAAUACUGGAUGUAGAGAGUUCGGAGAGAUGGAUGAAGAUAACCGGGAGCAGGAUCAUAGAAAUGGAAUUGAAAGUUCAAGCCCUGAGAUUCAGUUGAAAAUGCCUUUACCAAAUAGUUCUAUCAUGGUUUCAGUUGAUGAGUGGCAGACUUUGAGAGCAGGUGGGAAUGAGAUUGGGAAGUGGCUGCUGAACACGGAUGGUCUUGAGUUUACCGAUCAGAUUGGGCCUAAUUCGUUCAAGGGGGUUUACAAGGGGAAAAGGGUGGGAGUUGAGAGGCUGAAGGGGUGCGACAAGGGGACUGCAGCUGACUUUGAGCUUAGGGAAGAUUUAUUGGCGUUGAUGACAUGUGGGCACAAGAAAAUUUUGCAAUUUUAUGGCGUUUGUAUUCAUGAAAAUCAUGGCUUAUGUGUUGUGACUAGACCAAUGGAAGGUGGAUCAGUUCAUGAUUUGAUUCUGAAGAAAAAGAGACUUCAAAUUAAAGAACUUAUUAGGAUUGCUGCUGAUGUAGGGGAAGCAAUCAAGUUUAUGAAUGAUCAUGGUGUAGCAUAUAGAGACCUUAAUACACAAAGGAUUCUGAUUGAUAAACAGGGAAAUGCUUGCUUGGGAGACAUGGGAAUAGUUACAGUUUGCAGGAGUGGUGGUGAACCUAUGGAGUAUGAAACUGAUGGCUAUAGGUGGCUAGCUCCUGAGAUCAUUGCAGGUGACCCUGAGUGUGUUACUGAGACAUGGUUGAGUAAUGUGUAUAGCUUUGGCAUGGUUAUAUGGGAAAUGGUUAGUGGUGAGAUGGCAUAUUCCGCUUAUUCACCGGUUCAAGCUGCUGUUGGAAUAGCUGCCUGUGGGCUUAGACCUGAUAUCCCAGAAGACUGCCCCCCAAUCCUACGCACUCUGAUGACCAAGUGUUGGAACAAUUGCCCUUCCAAGCGUCCUCAUUUCUCUGAAAUUUUAUCAACAUUAUUAAUUCAUGCAUCAUGUUAACGACUGUGAUAACAAUUAAUGUUCUUCAUCAAAAAAUGAUAUAGCCAUCCUAAUGUACUUGCUUGUACAAGAUAUCUUACAGGAGUAUAUGCUGAGAUGCCUGAUAGAUAUACUAGAGAAAUCGCAUUUUAGGCUCCGAUUAUUAGAAGUUAUUAAUAUAGAACUCGAAUACUCAUGUUGGACGCUUCAU
Messenger RNA from Coffea eugenioides, 1963 nucleotides. RefSeq names its product dual specificity protein kinase shkB. The transcript has 3 exons. Lineage: Eukaryota; Viridiplantae; Streptophyta; Magnoliopsida; Gentianales; Rubiaceae. Gene Ontology annotation, biological process: protein phosphorylation. The coding region runs from base 1 to 1773 and encodes 590 amino acids. The record is from RefSeq and is a predicted model, not a curated record. Gene Ontology annotation, molecular function: protein kinase activity; ATP binding.